GUGGCCGCCCCCGUGGUGCACGCCGCCCCCGCCAUCGCCGCCGCCCCCGCCGUCGCCGCCGUCGCCGCCCCCGCCGCCGUGGGCUACGCCCGCUACGGCGGUCUGGGCUACGGCGCUGGUCUGGGCUACGGCGCUGGCCUGGCCUACGGCGCCGGCCUGGGCUACAGCGGCCUGGCCGCUCCCGCCGUGGGUCUGGGCUACGAAUUCCUCGCCUUCCGCAGCAUGUUCCCGAGACUACCACAACUCUUUGUUGAACUUUCAUAAAACAUCUGUUGUUUGCACACCAUCUUCACAAAAAAGUCUGAAUAUUUAUUUCCAUCUUACUUCUUCGUACAAAAUGUGAAUAAAUUAUUUUAAAACUUUU
Gryllus bimaculatus (two-spotted cricket) is the source of this 364-nucleotide messenger RNA. NCBI's taxonomy places the organism in Eukaryota, Metazoa, Arthropoda, Insecta, Orthoptera, Gryllidae. The record is from the annotation of a GenBank genome assembly.